GGCUGGUGAAUGUUUUACCUGGAUGCCGUGACGUCACUGAAACGCUGGCUCGUAGAGACGCUUUGGACGCCGUGCUCGUCUUCCGCUGGAGAUAUUGUUGGCUUUUGAUGGCUCAACCCCUGACAAACUAGUGAAUAGACUCCAUAACUUACCCGGUUAGUUCAUCUGAAGAUCGUAAACUCAUCCAAGAUGUCUGCUUCUGCUAUCUACGUGCUCGACCUGAAGGGGAAGGUGCUAAUUUGUCGGAAUUACAAAGGGGACGUGGACAUGGCUGAGAUUGACCACUUCAUGACUUUGCUCAUGCAAACAGAGGAGGAAGGGCUCAUCUGUCCGGUCAUGUCACAUGGCAACGUUCACUUCAUGUGGAUCAAGCACAACAACCUCUAUUUGGUGGCCACGACAAACAAGAACUCCAACGCCUCACUUGUCUACUCCUUUCUCUACAAGCUGGUCGAGGUGUUCACAGAGUACUUUAAGGAACUGGAGGAGGAGAGCAUCCAAGACAAUUUUGUGGUCGUCUACGAGCUGCUGGACGAGUUGAUGGACUUUGGAUUUCCUCAGACGACUGAUGGAAAGAUCCUUCAGGAAUACAUCACUCAAGAGGGCACCAAGCUGGAGGUGGCCAAGUCCAGAGUGCCCACCACCGUCACCAACGCCGUCUCCUGGAGGUCAGAGGGCAUCAAGUACAAGAAGAAUGAAGUUUUUAUCGAUGUCAUUGAGUCCAUUAAUGUGCUGGUGAAUGCCAAUGGAAGUGUGAUGAGCAGCGACAUUGUGGGCAGCAUCAAGUUGAAGACCAUGUUGUCUGGGAUGCCUGAACUCCGAUUGGGACUCAAUGAUCGAGUUCUCUUCGCCCUCACUGGACGUGACAAGGGGAAGACGGUGGUGAUGGAGGAUGUCAAAUUCCACCAGUGUGUUCGUCUCUCACGAUUUGAGAGUGACAGAACCAUCUCCUUUAUUCCUCCUGAUGGGGAGUCGGAGCUCAUGUCUUACCGCAUUAACACUCAUGUGAAGCCUCUAAUAUGGAUCGAGUCGGUCAUUGAGAAAUUCUCGCACAGCAGAGUGGAAAUCAUGGUUAAGGCAAAAGGACAAUUUAAAAAACAAUCUGUUGCGAACAACGUGGAGGUGAGGGUCCCAGUUCCGAGUGACGCAGACUCUCCCAAGUUCAAAACCAGCACAGGACAUGCCAAAUACGUGCCCGAGAAGAACCUUGUGGUGUGGACUAUCAAGUCUUUCCCGGGAGGGAAAGAGUUUCUGAUGAGGGCUCACUUCGGUCUCCCGAGUGUGGAGAACGAUGAACUGGAAGGAAAACCUCCAAUCACCGUCAAAUUUGAAAUCCCGUACUUCACUGUCUCUGGGAUUCAGGUGCGGUACAUGAAGAUCAUUGAGAAGAGCGGUUACCAGGCGUUGCCCUGGGUGCGCUACAUUACACAGAGUGGAGAUUAUCAACUGCGCACUAAUGUGUGAAUAAAUCCAGCUUUCAUCACGCCUCAAACCGGACUGAAGGAUUGUCUUGGGAACUUCAUCAGUUCUAUUUCAUACCAUGCACAGGUUUUCAGAUAUCUGAAGUUGAUUUUACUGUUAAAUACACCAAGUAAUUUAUCCAAUGAAAAGAAAAUUUUAUUUAGAGUAUAUUUUUUGGCUGGUGUUUAACUUUGCUAGAAUUUGUUUUAGAAGUUUGACUGCUAUAUUGAGUGUUUACAGGAGAAAUAAUGUUAUGUGUUAGAGCAUCAUAAUUUGUCUUUUGUGUAGUAAUAAAUCCAAAUGAUUGAUGGAGACAUUUAUGUGUAGUUUUUGACAUUAUUGGGAUUUUGAUGUAGAUUCUUCUCAUUCAUUACACAGGAGCAGUCUGUUUUUUUUCUUUGAAACCUCAUUGCUUUUUAUUUGCUAUAGUGGAAUUGGAAAUAAUUAUACACGUAAUGCACACAACAAAUAAAACACAAGCACAUGAUCACUAUUUUUGGUGCCUUGACAUCCAAGUUUUUGUUUUUGGGUGAUUCACG
This is a messenger RNA of Synchiropus splendidus (mandarinfish), 2000 nucleotides long. RefSeq names its product AP-1 complex subunit mu-2. NCBI's taxonomy places the organism in Eukaryota, Metazoa, Chordata, Actinopteri, Syngnathiformes, Callionymidae. The record is from RefSeq and is a predicted model, not a curated record. Gene Ontology annotation, molecular function: clathrin-cargo adaptor activity. The coding region runs from base 190 to 1464 and encodes 424 amino acids. Gene Ontology annotation, cellular component: clathrin-coated vesicle; clathrin adaptor complex. The transcript has 12 exons. Gene Ontology annotation, biological process: vesicle-mediated transport; intracellular protein transport.